AGCGACAUAUAAAAUCUGUGAUUUUGCGUACACAAUUCCCACGUCGGUCCGCAACGCGAAACGCUAUCUUAUCGUGGCGCAGCUCCCGCUAUCUAACCGCCAUCCUUUAUCACAACAACGCCCAACCCCGUCAGCGUGCCGCGUAAUAACACCGUUCCGCCGCAGGAAGGGCGUCAAUUUCAACGAGGAGCCGCAACAGUGUCGAUCGGUCGGUGUGAGUCAGUAGGGUGGCGAUUGUGGCAACUGUGCGGACACGGCCCAAGUGUAGUGAAUCGCAUAGAACGUCAUUCGUUUCGAAAUCGGUAAAACAGAUGUGUCAAGGCUGAUGUGAUGUCGGCGCGGCAUCAGUGAACGGAUCACGUACGUGCGGUGUUUUGACGUGUUACUAGCGAAAGGGCCAGCCGGUCCCUACCCGGCUACGAUGGACGAUGUGGGCGGCAAACGCCAGGCCACGAGGGUGUUCAAGAAGAGCUCACCCAACGGCAAGAUCACCGUUUACUUGGGUAAGCGAGACUUCGUCGAUCACAUCACCCAUGUCGACCCCAUAGACGGGGUUGUGCUGAUCGACCCCGACUACGUCAAGGACAGGAAGGUGUUCGGUCACGUCUUGGCCGCCUUCCGUUACGGCCGCGAGGACCUAGACGUGCUCGGUCUCACCUUCCGCAAGGACCUCUACCUGGCCGCCGAACAGAUCUACCCCCAGGACAACGGCAACGCCACCAAGAGACCGCUAACGAGGCUCCAGGAGAGGCUGGUCAAGAAGUUGGGGGCGAACGCGUUUCCGUUUUACUUCGAGUUACCGCCGCACUGUCCGGCCUCCGUUACCCUGCAACCGGCCCCGGGGGACACGGGCAAGCCAUGCGGCGUCGACUACGAGUUGAAGGCGUUCGUGGCCGAAACGCAGGACGACAAACCGCACAAGCGGAACUCGGUCAGAUUGGCCAUCCGCAAAAUCAUGUACGCACCCAGCAAACAAGGUGAACAACCGUCCAUUGAAGUGAGCAAAGAGUUCAUGAUGAGCCCCAACAAGCUCUAUCUGGAGACGUCCCUGGACAAGGAGUUGUACCACCACGGCGAGAACAUCGCCGUCAACGUGCACAUAGCCAACAACUCCAACCGAACAGUCAAGAAGAUCAAGGUGUCAGUCAGGCAGUUUGCGGAUAUAUGUCUAUUUUCCACCGCACAAUACAAGUGCACGGUGGCCGAAAUCGAGAGCGAGGAGGGCUGCCCCAUCGGCUCCGGCUUCUCCCUGUCCAAGGUGUUCACGCUGACGCCCCUCCUGGCCAACAACAAGGACAAGUGGGGCCUGGCCCUCGACGGGCAGCUCAAGCACGAAGACACGAACCUGGCGUCCAGCACGCUGAUCGCCGACCCGUCACAACGAGAGAACCUGGGCAUAAUCGUCAAGUACAAAGUCAAAGUCAAGCUCUGCCUCGGCUUCCCGCUGGGCGGCGACCUGGUGGCCGAGCUGCCGUUCAUCCUCAUGCACCCCAAGCCGGAGGAGGAGCCGGUGUCGCCGGUGCGGCAGAGCGCCGGCGACGGCGCCAACAACGUGCCCGUCGACAACAAUCUCAUACAACUAGACCCGGAUGACGGGGGGCUGCAGGACCACGACGACGACAUCAUAUUCGAGGACUUCGCGCGUCUCAGGCUCAAGGGCGGCGAAAGCGACGCAUGAAGAUCGGCCCGGGGAAGGGGCGUCCGUCCUCUCGCACCCCUGCGCACCGACGUCUAUAUCACUGUUGAAUAAGACGCCCGGAUUGAUGUCGGAUUCCGGGAUUUUGCGGACCUGUUUGUAUGUUACUUGAGAUGCGACCGCCGGGAAUUAGUACAGAUCGAUGUCUUUUCCAUAUUUGUACCCUCUGUCUGUUUGUAGAGUUGUUCAAUGUCUAUUAAUGAACGAAAGUCUGUUGUUGUUUCUAACUGCAUUUGCCAGUACUUUAAUGUACGCCUAAGUGUGUUUGUACUAAUUUCCUGGACGGUUGUAGUUGUGUGGAAUUUUUUAAAAGGCGGCGUGUUUUAUUAAGUAUUAUUCUACUUGUUAGAAUUUUCUAUAUUUACAAGGCCAAAAAUGUAAAAAGUUUACAACCAAAUAAUUGUAAUAUAACUAAUUUAUAUAUAUUUUAAUCCUGUGAAAAUUAAUUCGUUAAUUAUAUAUGUUUUAUAACAAAAAACGAUUUUUAUUAUUAUUAUAUGAAUUAUUAUUCUUUGCAUUUAAUCUUUGUUGUCUGCUGGACAAGGCACAACACCAUUAGUAUUCAGCAAAUUAUUUUAGCUGCUUAAAAUGUUAUUAGCAUUCAGCCUUGUUAACAUUUCGUUGUAAAAUAUUAAAAUAGAAUAAGUAAAGGCUGCAUUUACCUAAACCAUUGCAUUAUGGCUUAACAUGGGCAAAACACACAACAUCUUGUGCAUUCACCAAAGAUGGACAACCCAAAUUGACGUCCAUAAAAGGAGCAUUUAAAGUCGACUUGUUGGGUGUUAGACCUUUUGCAAAUUUCACACAACCAAUUUCGGAAGGGCCCGAAACGUGGUUAUAAUGCGGAUCUCCGAUUGAGAUGUUCUAGUCAUCGUUUUUUAGGGUAAGGGCGCACCCACUUUUAACAAAACAAAAAAAAAAAAAAUUGUAUGUUUAGAAUAGGUCGACUAUUAUUGUAACUUUAUUUUUUAAAUAUAAUGAAUAUAUUUAUUGAAACCAAUGUGUUUACCGUUCAAUACUUUCCCACUAUGUGUAAUGUGGAUUGUACUAAUGUAUUAGUAGGUGACGAUGAGGGGCUCACAAAAUGUUUUUAAUGUGCUUGUAAACAGGCUGGCAAUAAAUUAUUUAGCCCGGGAUCCUUUUAGGCUUAUCGCUGUCGAUAUUUGAUCAGGAGUAUUUAUUAAUUGAUAACGAUUACCUGAAUGUCGAUAUGUUAAUUGCCACCCUGUAGAAAGGUUUUAAUUUUCUGGUCUAUAAAUAAGUGCGGCUGCGUAUAUGGCCGGACAUUUAUUGAAACACAGGAUGCGAUAACGAUUUUUUAUUAAUACUUGGCUUUUGUGUUUCCUUCUUUUCUGCGAAGGAACGAGGAUAAUAUUAAUAUAAGGAGUUGUGAGGGUACUUGUAUUGUGAUUUCGUGCAACGUGUGAUUUCUUGUACAAACAUUUAGAAACAUUUCCAACACUUAUCUCUCACGCAAAGUUUAUAAAUUCCUUGUUAACAUAAAUCAAAGCAGAUUGAAUAUAAUAAUUUAAUUUUGUACAGGAAAUGGAUGCAUUCUUUAGCUUAUUGUUAGACGUAAGUCCGUAACAAAGACUGAAUUUGUCCCGACACACAGAAAAGACGUACAUUAAACCGCAGAAGACUGUUUUAACGAGCACACGAGAAGAAUUUAAUUCCGAACUAGUUUGUUUUGAUUGUGUUCACACAAUGUUUUUAAUAACCACUAUAUUUAACUCAUUGUUUACAAGAGUUGGUGUGGUUUGUGCUCAAUAAUAAAUUAACGCUUUUUAUACAAAUUGACUGGUACACGUUGAAAAACGCCAGAAAAUUAAAACUUAUUAUUAGGACGUAUUUUGUUCAUUUUAUGUGUACAGAAUCGAGGUGUUAAAAAAGAUCUAGAUAUUUUUUUUAGGUGGUCGGCUGAUUGAUAUAAAUACAUAAAUAUCGGGGUCCAAGAAUUAAAUUAUGUACACAUAGAAUGUGCUCAAAAAAAGAAAGAUUGUGUAUGAAAAUAGUACCUACUAAAAUUAAUUAAUUGUAAAUAUUGUGACAGUUAAUUUUUGUAAUUUGGCUGUAAGACAAGACGGUUUUAAUAUUGAACUUGAUUAAGGAAACCGAUAAUGUAGGUGCACAAGGAAUAUAUGAGCUCUAAAGUUUUUUAUACUAUUUUUAAUAUGUAAUAUUCUCUUUGUCUUUCAACCAAAACUUGUGUUUUGUAUAUACUUUCUCAAUAACAUAACUAAAUGUUUCUAAAUGUCAAUUAAAACUAUGUAUAUGAUUUAUUUAUAUUGUACAAAACGCCACCAAAUAUUAUAACUUUAUAUACAUACACAUUAAAGCCAACCUACACAGGAUGUUCAUUUCAUAAACGUUCGCACAAUUCAGUAACACAAAAUUUAGUUGGCUUCUCAACAUUUUAACUGUGUAGAAAGGGGCAGUUGUCUAGAAAAUUAUUACGAAAAUUGUACAAUGACUUCUACAAAUACGUAUCAAGUAUUUACUUUUUUAGUACAAUUUCUAACGAACUUGAUUUUUGGAUGUUGCAUUUAUCCUUUUGCGUCCUUUUGUAUGUUACCUUUUCCCACCCCCCCUACACGAAAAUAUACUGUAGCAUCGCACACUAAAAAAAAUGGUAUUGUUUUAAUGUAAGAAAAACAAGCUGGUCUCUUACAGAAUAGAUUUUUUUUAUUAUUUUUUGACUGUAUAUUUAUGGUGAUAGUUACUUAAACGUUUCUCUUAAAAACUGUUGUCCUCAACAGUAUGUACUUAGACUCCUCAAAAGAGUUUACGUUGAUGUCAAUAGUUUUUUUGGUACCAUGGAUCGAAAUAUUGACGAAAAUUAAACAAACUGCUCGUCCAACUGGAGUUUUACGAAGUAAUGUAUGUUAACUUAAGGCAAUAGUGUUUAGAUUCUACUUACCAGAUCCAUGUUAUUGAAACUGUCUAGCAUAUUAACAAUUUAUUUAUUUUCCUUCGAUUUGAUUUCCUAUUUGAUUCUCAAUAAUUUUCUUUUAAUCUUGGAGUAUAUUUAUAGUACACUCUAAACAUUUAUAUUACUGUUGUAAAUUUUAUAAGAUAUUUACGAGAGCUUAUUUUCUAUUUGUAUUUUAUUAGAUAUACAAUAAAGAUAUUUUCAACUAGA
This is a messenger RNA of Aethina tumida (small hive beetle), 4838 nucleotides long. RefSeq names its product beta-arrestin-1 (gene krz). Gene Ontology annotation, biological process: G protein-coupled receptor internalization; signal transduction. Gene Ontology annotation, cellular component: cytoplasm. Bases 422 to 1678 code for a protein of 418 amino acids. The record is from RefSeq and is a predicted model, not a curated record. The transcript has a single exon. NCBI's taxonomy places the organism in Eukaryota, Metazoa, Arthropoda, Insecta, Coleoptera, Nitidulidae. Gene Ontology annotation, molecular function: G protein-coupled receptor binding.